Messenger RNA from Saccostrea cuccullata (small rock oyster), 825 nucleotides. Its product is annotated as kinetochore-associated protein 1-like. The transcript has 8 exons. Gene Ontology annotation, molecular function: small GTPase binding. The annotation marks the transcript as partial. The record is from RefSeq and is a predicted model, not a curated record. Lineage: Eukaryota; Metazoa; Mollusca; Bivalvia; Ostreida; Ostreidae. Gene Ontology annotation, biological process: protein localization to kinetochore involved in kinetochore assembly; mitotic sister chromatid segregation; mitotic spindle assembly checkpoint signaling. Gene Ontology annotation, cellular component: kinetochore microtubule; RZZ complex; cytoplasm.
AUGAUUGAGCCUUCUACCAAAAUUGUGAAAUUCAUGGCCCCCAGGGUCAGGAGUUUUAGUGCUAGUGUGAGGAAGUUCAUAUUAUACGAGUGUAUGGAGCUGCUGAGACAGUGCCCCGCCCACAUGACCUUGACCUGCUGUCGUCACCUGAUAGGAUUCGUCAUUGUUCACCUGAAAGAUCCAGUCAUCUUUGAUAAAAAUGUGUGCUUCAUCAGAAAAUGGCUGUUGUGUGAGGCUGGCAUUUACCUGAUCAAAUUCAUUAUCAGCAGAAUUCCAGAUCAAUUUGAAGUUGAGGAUUUAGAGUUCUUACUGUUUAAUGUGAAAAAUGUCCAUGCAUUGCUGAAAGAAUUUUCCAUUUAUCUAACACUGGACCAGUAUGUUAAAUCAGACAUAAGAAGGAAAACCCUGCAUACUUACAUGGGGGACUUCUUCAAAAAGAACAGAAAUUGGACUGAGGCUUACAGACUGGCAGAGAUAUUACAGGUGUCUAACAUUGAAAUGGAAGGGGAGAUGAUCAUGCAGGCUGCUAAAAAAGGAGAAAUUAAAGACGUCCUCAGAAUCUGCAAGAAACUACUAGACUCGGGUCCCUCAGAGAAGACGGCUGAGAUUUUCUACAACGUGGCUUUGGUUCUACAAGAAGUAUUAAGUGAAUCAGAGAAUGGAGUAGAGAGCCUGAGGAGCUUACCUAAGAUCACACAUCAGCUAGUGUGUCAGGCCAUGAACAUGUGCUCACCGAGUCUCUUACCAAGUCUGAUCACGCUCAGUAAAGUGACAAGUCUCUGUGAAGCUGUAGACAGUCAAUGUGAGGCAGCCAGCACCUGUCAG